Cryptotermes secundus is the source of this 8691-nucleotide messenger RNA. RefSeq names its product myosin-I heavy chain (gene dachs). Lineage: Eukaryota; Metazoa; Arthropoda; Insecta; Blattodea; Kalotermitidae. The record is from RefSeq and is a predicted model, not a curated record. Gene Ontology annotation, cellular component: actin cytoskeleton; myosin complex; cytoplasm. The transcript is spliced from 18 exons. Gene Ontology annotation, biological process: actin filament organization; vesicle transport along actin filament. Gene Ontology annotation, molecular function: ATP binding; actin filament binding; cytoskeletal motor activity. The coding region runs from base 947 to 4393 and encodes 1148 amino acids.
ACUGGGAAGGUCCUGCGAAGGAGCCACAGUGCUCUCCGUAAGACAGAGACGUGUCGCAACGAGCAUGGACGAGUUGGAAGACAGUGCGUUCACGCCGGUGUCAGAAAUCGAAAACUUAUUCUUAUUUUUCAUAGAGCUAUCCCGCCAACAUAACAGCAAUAGUGAUAUUAAAGUGGAGGAUCAAAACAUGAUGGAUUGAGGUAUUUGUUUAACACAGUCUCAAAAUAAUUUACAAAUUUAUCACAUUAUGAAACUAAAAUAUACCAUCUGAAAUGGAUUAUGAAAACAUUCGACAACAAAACAGGGAAAUAAUUGCUCUAGACAGUGAUUGCGAUUUGCGUGGAUAUAUAUUCCAUAAUAACCUCCUUUAUAUUUAAUUUUAUAUUGGAAAUAGCGAAGAAAAUAGUGAGGACGUACUAAAUAUUGAACAGAAAUAAGUGUUAUUACUGAGUAUGAUUUAGGACACGAAAUAAUUUAUCAAUAUGUAUUCAGUAUAUAUUACAAAAAACAUUCAUGUAUGUGACGUUAGGACAAUAUAUGAAGUCGUUUGAAGAAGUUCCAUAAAGAAUUUUACAGUUCAGUGCCACUAAGACGAAUAGUUCCAGAUAUAAAAACUAGAAAAUAUAUAUUACCGUCACCUGCAAAGAAAAUGCCGGAAAUGUCAUAGUUAAAUAAUCCAUAAACAAAGAUAAUACGGCGUUAAUCAUGACUGAAGUGCAUUAAUUGGCGUUGUAAGAUCUACAAUUGGUGUUCAUAUUUUCAUGGCUUAUAUUUUCGAGAAAUAAAAAGACUUUUAAUUACAAGAAAAGUGCAAUGAUGUGAUGAUCCGGAAACUGGCGGGGUCAAACAUCAGCUGCUGUGUUUCGUCAAUAAGCAGGAAAUACGUCAUCGAAAGAAGAAGAAGGAAACAGAAAAACAAAAAGGAAAAGUCAGUGAGGCAGCAGGAAUGGCCACCCUCGGCCUAUCCAAAGUGUUCAUACUGGACAAGUACUUCACUGAAUUACAAAAAUUCUGGGAGACAGAAAAGAGACUACAAGAUGCGUCGUCGUCGAAUGAAGCUGUGCAUCUUCAACAGCGCCUGCGCAGUCUGAGUACGGAGCUCGUAACCCUACGGAAUCGCCUUCACGUGAACCAACCAGCAGCCACCGUUCCCCCACCCCCGCACGCAGCCACCAAUAAUAACAGCAACAAUAACAACAAUAGCAAUCACCAUAACAACAAUAUUCACAGUGCCGCGACCUGUACUGUGACAACCAAUCAGCAGCCGGUAAUCCCUCCUCGUCACAGCAAUCUCCCCACUAUACCUCAGCAUAUCAACACCGUGGAACCUUUCAUCGCUACAACUGGCAAGUGCCACCAGCAGCGGACUACCUCGGACAAGAAGACCACCACGUCACUAGCUCAGCAGCAUCACCACACACAUCCUCAGCAGCCGCCACUGCCCACACUGGUGCCGCCACCGGAAGAUCUGCAGCCAACUCAGCAGCAAGGGACAGUGGCAAUGCGGCCCGUGGGCUGCGCAGAGCUGGAGGACCUGAUACACCUCGCAGGUCCCCUCACUGAGGAUGCCGUUCUCAAGUGCCUGCAGGCCAGGUUCUGCGCUUCGCAGUUCUUUACAAACGUAGGCCCCAUCUUGCUGUCAGUGAACCCAUACAGCGAUGUGGGCAACCCACUGACUCUGACAAGUACACGAGGUGUUGUGCUAAGCCCUAAACUGCUCAGGGUUGUACAGGAAGCAGUGAGACAGCAAUCAGAGACAGGGUACCCACAAGCCAUAAUACUCUCAGGGACAAGUGGAUCAGGCAAGACAUAUGCAUCCAUGCUUCUGUUACGUCAGUUAUUUGACGUGGCAGGUGGUGGCCCAGAAACUGAUGCCUUCAAACAUCUUGCUGCUGCAUUCACAGUUCUCCGUUCCCUCGGAUCUGCCAAGACAGUGUCAAACUCUGAAUCUAGUCGAAUAGGACACUUCAUUGAGGUGCAGGUGACAGAUGGAGCGCUCUACAGGACCAAGAUUCACUGUUACUUCUUGGAUCAAACACGAGUUAUUAGGCCACUCCCCAAUGAAAAAAACUACCACAUUUUCUACCAGAUGCUGGCUGGGCUCACACAAGAAGAGCGAGCAAAGCUGAGUCUGGAAGGCUAUUCCCCACACAAUCUGCGUUACUUACAAUGUGGAGACACUCGACAAGAUGAGGCAGAAGAUGCAGCUAGGUUCCAGGCAUGGAAAGCAUGCUUAGGUGUGCUAGGUAUCCCAUUCCUUGAUGUUGUGCGUGUACUGGCAGCUGUUUUGCUGCUUGGCAAUGUGCAGUUUGUGGAUGGACAGGCUCUUGAAGUGGAUGUGAAGGGUGAUACAGAACUUAAAGCAGUGGCAAGCCUGCUUGGAGUGUCUGGAGUUGCUCUCUUCCGUGGCCUCACUUCACGUACACACAAUGCACGGGGUCAACUUGUCAAAUCCAUCUGUGAUGCUAAUAUGUCAAAUAUGACUCGUGAUUCUCUAGCUAAAGCACUCUAUUGUCGAACUGUGGCUACGAUUGUCCGCAGGGCAAACAGUCUCAAGCGUCUUGGGUCCACGCUUGGGACACUGAGUUCUGAUUCUAAUGAGUCUGUCCACAACCAGGCUGAGAUUGCCAGUCAGCAUGCUUCCACUGUUGGGACAGCUGGUUCCAAGUCAAGCAAGUCCAUGGCAGCCCUCAACAAUGCUGUACGCCAUGCUACAGAUGGUUUCAUUGGUAUCCUUGAUAUGUUUGGUUUCGAGGACCCUAAACCCAGUCAGUUGGAGCACCUCUGCAUCAACCUCUGUGCUGAGACAAUGCAGCAUUUCUACAACACACAUAUUUUCAAGUCAAGCAUUGAGUCAUGUCGAGACGAAGGAAUUCACUGUGAGGUAGAAGUGGAUUACGUGGACAACGUGCCCUGUAUUGACCUCAUCUCCUCUCUGCGCACAGGUCUGCUGAGUAUGCUUGACGUGGAGUGCUCCAUUCGUGGCACAGCUGAGUCAUACAUUGCCAAAGUCAAAGUCCAACACAAGCAGAAUCCACGGCUCUUUGAACCCAAAACACUGGAGCCUCGUACAUUCGGUAUCCAGCAUUUUGCUGGACGGGUUGUUUAUGAUGCAUCUGACUUUCUGGACACAAACAAAGAUGUAGUACCAGACGAUCUGGUAGCUGUGUUUCACAAACACAGCUGCAAUUUUGGUUUUGCAACGCACUUGUUUGGCAGCGAACUGAAAGCACUUUAUUCAGUCGAGACUGUUCCUCGAGGAGUCAGCUUCAGAAUAUCCCCCACUUCUCACACAGAUCUGCUGAAUGGUGAUGAACCAGUGUCCACGCUCACACAAGACUUCCACACAAGACUGGACAACUUGCUGAGAACGCUGGUCCAUGCACGCCCUCAUUUUGUCCGCUGUCUCCGUAGCAAUGCCAGUGAGACACCUGGACGCUUCGAUCGUGCAACUGUCAUGCGGCAGAUUCGUUCCCUACAAGUUUUAGAAACUGUCAACCUCAUGGCUGGAGGUUACCCUCAUCGGAUGCGCUUCAAGGCAUUCAACUUGCGCUACCGCUUGUUGGCUCCAUUCAGGAAACUGCGCCGUGCCGAUGACAAGGCUAUGGAUGACUGCCACCUCAUACUGCAGUGCCUGCAGCAGGCCAUGGAAGAACAGCCUAAACUGCGACAGUGUGCUGUCAGCAACAGCUGGGCUCUUGGGAAGCGACAUAUCUUCCUCAGUGAAGGAGCUCGUCAACAACUGGAGACGCUGCGUAGUGGAACUCGACAUAGAGCAGCCAUACUGAUACAAGCAACAUGGCGAGGAUGGCGCUUGAGGCGACGAUGGCCAACACUACGCCGCAGCCUGGAACUACAGCAACAAACAACAGUGUCAGCUACUGGAACUCUACCCAGUGUUGCCAACACAAGUGUAGCAGUCGUUUCCGUGCAGCAGGCCCGGGCAGCGGCAGCGGCAGCGGCAGCAGCAGCAGCACACGGGACAGGCACCGGUACUACUGGGGCAGCCACAGCAGGAACAUCUUCCACUCGGCCACGCCCACAGCCCAUUGCUGGCACGCCCCCUCCAGAUCCAGCAGAAAAAUGUGACCACAAAAUGAUUCAGCAAACAUGCACACUCUUUGGAUUGGAUUUGGAACGUCCACCACCAGUGCCUCCAAGCCGCCCCUACACUGUAACAGGCAACACCAAGCUGGGUUACCCUCAAACCAGGGUCAUGAAAAUGCCUUUCCCAGAAGAUGCAAGUGGAGAGGUGGUUCUGCUUAAGGGUGAGACAGUUCUUGUGGUUGGUGCAUCACAGCGCCGUGGCCACCUAGUGGUGGAACACAACAACGUUAGUCUUCAUGUUCCAUUCCAGUUUCUGGAACUGAAACCAGUUGGAGUCAAUAUAUAGCAGCAAACGUGCAUAAUAUGGAACCAAGCUGUGGAGUGAACUGACACUAACUGAGCACUGCUGACAACUCUGAUGUAUUCAUUACCUUCAACCUGUCAUGACUGAUGCAUGUUAACCUCUUUGCUACAUCAGUUAAGUGCUGUGGUAAUUUCCCAUCUGCUGAAUCACUUCAUCCACUGUUUCACAUGUUACCUAUAAAUAUUUUGAUUCACUAUCAUUGUCCAUAAACUAUCAGUAAAAUUACAUUUUAGCGUUUUGUGGAACCAUCAACACAUCUUUUGUGGCAGUUGAUGAAUGCAUAAAAAGGUAAGAUACAGUUUUCCUGAGAGUGUAAUAUAAAACAUAACAGGAUCCAAAAAUUAUAAGAUUAUCCCUAAAACUGGCUUCCAAGUUGUGUUCCUUUAGGGGAUUCUAAAAUACCUUCACAUAGAAGAAAUUGCAUAUGUUUCAAGGAUACCAUGAUGUUAUUGUUGAAAAUAGAUGGUACUGCAGUACUUGUUUCUAGAACACACACUGACUUAUAGUUCAGAUUACUUCCAAAAGAUGUCAGAAACUUACAGACAAAUUUGGCUAUGGAUUCACUAUUAUAUCAGAACACGUUUGUGGACUAACUGGCCAAGUGCUGAACUUUUUUCAAAACUAACAUCAUCCUGGUUGCCAGCCUAGACCUAACAAGACAUUUAAAAUCCCAUAUUCCCAAUGAUAACGGUUAAUCAUAUAAAUUUAAUUUCUUAUUUGUGAAACUUCCUUCUUUAAGUAAAAUAGUAAUGCCCUUAUGAGAACUGAGUUAAGCACCCAUGUAUCAUAGUCAAUAAAUUGUACAUAUUACCUCAAAUUUGACUGCCCAAAAGCCUAUGCUCUGACAUGGUACAAAACUGGCAGCUCAGAUUUACUCUGAUGGCUUGGUAUAUUUCCAAUCAAAUAAGGAUGGUUUAUGUUACCUCCAUUUUAUUUUUAUGCUGUAUGUUAUUUGGACAAAAUGGAUAUGAAUGGAUUCUUCAUGAAAUACAUAUAUCCCUGCAGAACAUAGUGUGUUCAUUUUCUUGAAGAAUGAAGAUAUACUAUCACAGAUGUUUACAAGUAUUAUUUUUAAGGCAAUGAUAGCUCAUGACUUAGUGUUAAAAAGACAGCUGAAAUGAUUACUUACAUACUAUUUGAUAUCUCUUCAAAAUAAAACCACAGUAAUCAUGGAUAUAUUAUUGUGUGGAACUAAAUGAAAAUAAAUAUGGGUUUCAAGUGAGGUUCUGCAUGGAAUCACAGAAAUGCUCUGAUGUGUGAGAACUGUGCAUGUGUGUGAAAUGAAUUAUGAAGAGAUGUGAACGCAUUGUGGACCUGUGUGCAACUGUAGACACUCAUAUGUGAGACAUGGUUGAGAGAAGUGAAGCUGUGCAGUGCAGUGCAGUACACUAUCAAUGCAAAUUGUUUAUUUUGGUAUAAAAAUGAAUUCUCUAUGUGCCAACACUGUCAACUAUAAAUAACUAAUAUUACAAAAAAAAAAAUACAUUUAUAAUUUUCCAAUUUGGAAUAUUUUAAAGCAAUGGGAUAAGUAGUAUUAUUGUGAUGUGUUGUUAUUUGUAACUGAAGUUAGGUGAUUUAAAUUUUUUAUUACAUUUAAAGUACACAACUUUUAAAUGUAAGAGGUUUUUAUAAUUACUCCACAUUGAUAGCUAAAAUUUCAUUUACUAAUCACAGUUUUGGAAACUCCAAGCCCAUGUUCUGUAUUAACACAAGUUAUCAAAUGUCAGUUUGAGCCAGCUUCUUUCUCACAUAAAAUCACUUCAAUAAAACAAAAUUAUUGGAGAUGGUGACUGUCAAAUUAAAACUAAAAAAGUCAUGGUAAAAUGUCAAGUAUUGUAGAAAAAGGAAUAUAGGAAAUGGGUUACAGCUGUUUCUCAGCUGGUGUGCUGCAACUUUUGAAUUUGAAUGAUUUCUACAAAUUUAACAAUAAUUCAUUAACUGCAGUAGCAGCGGUAUGGAUCGUGCUCAUACCGUUUUAUCAUCUCACUGACUUGUGCUUGCAGUUCCUGGGUGAACUUCUCCUGCCUCAGUAUUUUUAUAUUGCAGUAAUAUCUCAGCAUACAAAGUUUCAGUACAGUAAACUUUGGACUCAUUACCAAUAUUUUACACAAAAAGGUAAAUACAUAUGCCAUUUUGCAAUAUACAGUUAUACUGUUAAUUCAUUAAAAAUUUGAGUGGCAUCCAUGUCAUAAAAUAAUGGACUGUCUUAACAAAUGAAAUGAUUAAUUUCAUUUAGUCACGUAACAGACAGCAGGUAAACAUGCCAACAAGAGGGAUCAUACAAAUGACAUCAGCUGUGUCAUUCUUAGUUGAAAGCAGAAGGCUAAACAGACCACACUUCAAAACAUCUUCUAAAAUCAAUAUUCCUCUUCACCAAUUGAGAAGGAACAGCUUCAAUCUUAAUCAUCAUUGGAUAUCUGAUCUCUCCUCACAACUAGUUCAACAUCUCUUCUGCUAUCAUAAAACAAAAACUUCACUGUACAGGAUCAUCAACAGGUAGCAUUCCUGUGCAGAAAAUUCUGCACUGCAAUUUUUGUAGUUACUUAUACUACCCAUCAAAUAUGACAGGGGAUAAUCAUUUCUGUCUUCCAUUCCUAUGUCUCUUUCAUAUUUUUAUCUCCUUCCCUUCUUUCUCUUGUAUUUCUUUUUCAUCUCUUGCCCAUCCUAUGAUCAUUGCCUUCCUACCUCUCCUUCCAGUUACAACAAUUCCUCCAUGUCUGUUCUUCCAUCUUUUCUCCUGUAUUCCCUUCCUUCCCACGAGUUCAUCUUAUUGCCGUUCUCCCUCUUCCAUAUCAAGCAAUGGUAAAGGAUUCUUUGGAUUUGUGGUCGUGACCCCAUUGCCUUUCUUCUGAAGGAAGUAAUAGGAGAAAUAACUCAGUUUGCACUUGAGCCUAUGCUUGCAGUGGCAAAUUAAGUUUGCCCAGGAUUCUCUCCAGGCGGAACAUCUCUUGGCUUUAUAGAAUUUUUCCAUGACACUCUAUCAUUUGGUUUUAAAUACAUCAACAUCCUCAAAAAUAACAUUAGCAACCAAGAUGUAUUUAGCAACAGGACAAUUUUUAGUUAAAAAGUGGGAAUUAAACAUAUGCAAGUCCCUUAAUAUACUGAGUAGGAACUCUAAGCAGUUCCCAAAACAAAAGGACAAAUUUGGAACCAAGGUAAACUUGAAUAUGUAACAGUGCAGGAUGGUGGUUGUGGUGGUGAUGAUGAUGAUGAUGAUGAUGAUAAUGUAAUUUAUUGAGGAUGAAACAUUAUUCAAGAAAACAUGUUUUGUUUGCAAUAGGAACGAUAAGUAAAUUCAUAAAGUUUUUAUGGUGGAAAAUGUUAAGUUAUGAAGGCCAAGAAUACAUUCUCUUUGUAUAUUGACAUAUUACUGUAAUUGACAUUCCUUACGUGAUAAUCAUUUUUAAUCAUAAUAUUUUAUUUGCCUGUGACUCUUGCCAUUUGCUCUCUCUUUCAAAGAUGUUGGUGUUACAUUUUUUCUGUGACUUUUAACAAACAUCAGAAGAAGUUUUGUGUUGUUAAAUGAGAAUUGUAAUGAAGCAGGAAGAACAAAUUAAACAUACUUUAUAUAUGCACAUGUACAUAUAUAUAUAUAUAUACAUAUAUCACGUAUAUGUAUGUGUGUAUAACACUACAAAAUACAUAAUUUUAUGUGCCAUGAGAUACUGAAGUAUAUUUUACUUUACUGCCAUAUGGAAGAUGGUAAGAGGGUGAGCAACAAAAUAGAUAAAAAUUGAAGAACAGUGACUGUAGAAAAGAUAAUUAUGAACAUUAUUAUUCCCAACCAUGUUUCUCUGUGUAACAGUGAUUUGAAAUUGAAGUUCUUGUAGUGGUGAUAGAUGACUGCUGUCUUCUGAAAUGUGAUGAAUGUAUUCUGACAGAUGUUUCGGAGGAUUGUGCUACGCUUCCCUUCGGGGACUCUUCUACCCUGAAGAGAGACACUAAGUUCCUCUAAAUGAUCAGUAAACCUAUACCAGAUUAUUCAACAUCAUUUUCAAAGCUCUGAAGAACGGAAAUCUUAAAUACAAGAUAUUUUAUCCCUGAGAAAACUGGGCUUGGAUCAUAGAAAUUGAACACGAAAUGAGGGGAAACCCAGAGAGAUUAACAUUAAGCGGGAAUUGUAUUUAAUAUUUAAAACCAAGAAUUAUUGCUGAAAUUAAAUUCAAAAUGGAUUGCCAUGAAAAUACCUUGAGGCUCCUUCUUAUUCGAACUACAGUAGAACUUGGUUAUAACGUCAUCAAAGGGACCUAAAAAUAGUGUCGUUGUAAACGAAUGUCGUA